AUUCCGUCAGGAUUUCAUCAUUCUCCAGGGGUGUCGUCAUUACGUAAAAUAAUUUCGUUUAACAACUAUACUCGAACUUAUGCUACCGAGGCGACAAAAUUUCAACGAGUUAAACCCCAUGUAAAUAUCGGUACAAUUGGUCACGUUGAUCAUGGAAAAACAACAUUAACUGCCGCAAUCACUAAAUGUUUGGCAUCAAAAGGAAAAGCAAAAUUUAAAGAUUAUGGUGAAAUUGAUAAAGCACCUGAAGAAAAAGCUCGUGGUAUUACUAUCGCUACAGCUCAUGUAGAAUAUGAAACUGAUUCAAGACAUUACGCUCAUAUCGAUUGUCCUGGUCACGCUGAUUAUAUUAAAAACAUGAUUACCGGUGCUGCUCAGAUGGAUGGUGCAAUCAUCGUUGUGUCAGCUACAGAUGGUCAAAUGCCUCAAACACGUGAACAUUUACUUCUCGCUAGACAAGUUGGUGUAUCUAAUCUUGUAGUAUUUGUCAAUAAAAUUGAUGCAGUUGACGAUAAAGAAAUGUUAGAAUUAGUUGAAAUGGAAAUGAGAGAUUUAUUAACUCAAUAUGGUUUUAAUGGUGAAGAAACUCCUAUAAUAAUGGGUUCUGCUCUUGCUGCUCUUGAAGGUCGUGAUCCUGAAAUUGGUGAAAAAGCUAUAGAAAAAUUAAUGGAUGCUGUUGAUAAACAUAUUCCUACUCCUAUAAGAGAUUUAGAUAAACCGUUCUUGAUGUCUAUUGAAGACGUUUUUUCUAUUUCUGGUCGAGGUACAGUUGCUACUGGUAGAGUGGAAAGGGGUACCGUCUCAAAAGGUUCUGAAAUUGAAAUAGUUGGUAUGGGACAAACAGUAAAAACCACAUUGACCGGUAUAGAAAUGUUCCACAAAGAACUUGAUAAAGGAAUGGCAGGUGACAAUAUGGGUGCUUUAUUACGUGGUAUUAAACGAGAACAAAUUCGACGAGGACAAGUUCUUGCCGCACCUGGAACUGUUAAAUCUUAUAGGAAAUUCUCAGCACAAGUUUACGUUCUUACAAAAGAUGAAGGUGGAAGACAUACACCAUUCAUGCAGAAUUAUAGACCACAGAUGUAUUUUCGAACAUCUGAUGUAACUGUUACAUUGACGUAUCCACCUGGUACCGAAAAUCCGGAUGAAAAAUUUGUUAUGCCAGGUGAUAACAUUACACUUGAAUGUGAACUUGUGCAUGAUAUGGCUGUUGAACCUGGUAUGAGAUUUACUAUUCGAGAAGGUGGUAAAACAGUUGGAACUGGUGUUAUUGUUGAUAUUCGUGAAUAA
Racocetra persica is the source of this 1290-nucleotide messenger RNA. NCBI's taxonomy places the organism in Eukaryota, Fungi, Glomeromycota, Glomeromycetes, Diversisporales, Gigasporaceae. The record is from the annotation of a GenBank genome assembly.